Pundamilia nyererei is the source of this 929-nucleotide messenger RNA. RefSeq names its product major histocompatibility complex class I-related gene protein-like. Bases 306 to 929 code for a protein of 207 amino acids. Gene Ontology annotation, cellular component: external side of plasma membrane. Gene Ontology annotation, biological process: immune response. The transcript is spliced from 3 exons. Lineage: Eukaryota; Metazoa; Chordata; Actinopteri; Cichliformes; Cichlidae. The record is from RefSeq and is a predicted model, not a curated record.
CCCCCUUCUGCCACCCUAGACUUUUGACCAAUCACCGAUCAGGAUGAAUUGCACUACUGUACUGUCCGUAGCGCACCGCGAAUAUAAGUUUUCAAAAUGUAUCUUGGGUGUUUCAAACCUUUAAAAAUACAACGUAUCAAGCAUUUUUUUCUCCGGGUUAAAUUAUGUUAGGAUAUGUCCUUUGGAGGCAGAACUUCAACGCAACAAAGGUGGGUGGGGCUGCUGAAACUUCUUUUUCAGAUACGCCACUCCAGUAACGGUUUUGUUUUGGUUUCUUUUUCCUGUCGCAAUAAGGAUAAAGAGCGAUGGAGUUAUUUGUCUUGCUUCUCUUUUGCCAUGGUUUAUUUGCUGUGAAACACUCAGUGAUCCAUUUCCUCGCUAGAGUUCCAGAUGUCUCAGAGUUUUUUAGUAGAUCAGUGAUUGAUGGCAGUGAAGUGAUUUCCUGUGACAGCAGCAAGAAGAUAGUAGAAAUAAGACAUGACUGGCUGAAGAAAAUACUGGAUAACAACCCUACACUUUCAGAAUCAUUCACUCAACAGUGUUUUGUGAUUGUACCAAACUUCUUCAGAGACCUGGCCUUUAGUUUGGAACAACAGUUUAACCAAAGUGACGGUGUCCAUAUUUUACAGAGUAUAAGUGGCUGUGAAUGGGAUGAAAACACUAAUGAGGUGAAUAGCUUCUUUAAGUAUGGUUAUAAUGGAGAAGAUUUCCUUAAACUUGAUCUGAAGACCCUGACAUGGAACACACUGAAACCAGAGGCUGACAUUAUCAGACAGAGAUGGAAUGCUGAUACUGCUAGAAUGAAAAACAAUGAAAACAUCCUCACUCACAUUUGUCCAGAGCGGCUGAAGAUCUUUGUGGAAGCUGGAAAAAGUUCCUUGCAGAGAACAGGUAGAGUCAUAUUAUCUCAUGCUUUUUCCAGGUUGUAA